This is a messenger RNA of Prorocentrum cordatum, 516 nucleotides long. Lineage: Eukaryota; Dinophyceae; Prorocentrales; Prorocentraceae. The record is from the annotation of a GenBank genome assembly.
AGGAUGAUGGGGACGAGCCCGACUCGGACGAGGCCCCGUCCGACUGCGGAUCCCCCAAGCAGGGGACGGCCUCGUUCAGUCUGCUGGAGGCGCUCGGGCUGCGCGCGGGCGGCGCCUGGAGCGUGGGCGGCGCCGCCGGGGGCGCACGAGCCGCGGAGGUCGCCCUGAGCCGCGAGGGUGACGCCUCCGGCGGUGGCGCCGCCGAGGGGCUGCCCGCGGGGGCCCUUGCCGCGGAGGGCGGGCCCGCCGGGGCGGCCGCGGAGGGCCUGGCCCUCGAGCGCCAGCCGGGCUCGUUCAGCCUCCUGCAGGCCCUGGGCCUGGGCGCGCUGGGCGCGGGCGGCGCGUGGGGCGGCGGCGGCGAGGAGGGCCCCCAGGGGUGCGCGCUGGACGACAGCGUGGCGCGCGUGGUGCUCGGGCGCUACCUCUACAGGCCGAAGGACCUCAUGGGCGAGGGCGGCUUCAGCACGGUCUGCCGAGGGGUCGACCUGCUGACUGGCCAGCCCCGGGCGAAGCAAC